Molecule: messenger RNA, 3028 nt
Organism: Pungitius pungitius (ninespine stickleback)
Lineage: Eukaryota; Metazoa; Chordata; Actinopteri; Perciformes; Gasterosteidae
Gene: ythdc1
Product: YTH N6-methyladenosine RNA binding protein C1
Exons: 16
Coding region: 213-2228 (671 amino acids)
Biological process (GO): mRNA splicing, via spliceosome; regulation of alternative mRNA splicing, via spliceosome
Cellular component (GO): nucleoplasm
Molecular function (GO): mRNA binding; N6-methyladenosine-containing RNA reader activity
Source: RefSeq, a predicted model, not a curated record
GAAGCUGGCAGUAGUUCACCGGAAAUCUACUUCAAAAUCAACAGAAGAAGAAGAAGCUACAAAAACAGUCUCGUUCCGCCAUUUUCCGCCGUUCGGGUGCUCUAUAGCCAGUUUUUCUGAUCAUUUUGUGUUUGAAUCAAACGCCAAACUGAUCAUCUUUUAAAACUGAAGCUGCCUGAGCGCGAGGCGGGAGUGACGUCACAGUCGCUGCAAUGGCGGCCGACCGGCGCGAAGACAAAGAUGGAGAGUUAAAUGUUCUUGAAGAUAUUCUGACUGAAGCUCCAGAUCAGGACGAUGAGCUCUACAACCCUGAGACGGAAAGAUCCGUCAGCGACAAGAAAGGAACAAAAAGGAAGAGUGAAGGCUCAUGCAGCCAGGACCAGAAGAGGCUCCGCCCCUCUGUGGGCCACACCCCUUCCAGAUCUUCCUCCACCAAUAAGAGAGCCCCGGCACCACUUCUCUCCUCCUCUAAAAAGGUGUCGUCCAGCCCCCGCGCCCGCCACGCCGCCGCCAGCUACCGCCACGAUUACUAUGAGGAGCGAAAGGGUCGGCGAGGAGGACGAGAGGCGACCAGGAGCCGCGGAGGAGAGGAGGUCCGACGGAGGGACUCCCAGAGAGGCAUGGAGGGUCUGAGCCAGAAGUUGCGGCGGACUAGCCCCGCCCCCAACGAGGGAGAGCACCAAUCAGAGGGAGAGAGACCGACAGAGUACGCCUCCGAGCCGGGCUCAGGUAGCUCCUCCCCCACCACCUCCCACGCAGAGGAAGAGGAGGAUGAGGAAGAGGACGAGGAGGAAGAGGAGGAGGGCAUGGAGGAAGAGGAGGACGACGAGGAGGAAGAGGGAGAGAAGGAAGAGGACGAGGAAGAGGAGUAUGAGCGGCGCGGCGAGGGGAACGACUACGACACUCGCAGCGAGGCCGGCGACUCCCGCUCCGCCUCCUCCAUCAGCUUCACUGACGAUGGCGAGUCGCUGCACUCAGGCUCCGCCUCUGAGGCCUCAGGUUCAGAGAAGAAGCACGAGAAGCUGUCGUCUUCAGUCCGAGCUGUUCGCAAAGGAAUGGAGAAUCCCGCCACUAAGUUACGUUACAUCCUGCGAGAUGCCCGGUUCUUCCUCAUAAAGAGCAACAACCACGAGAACGUGUCUCUGGCUAAAGCUAAGGGCGUCUGGUCCACGCUGCCGGUGAACGAGAAGAAGCUGAACGCGGCGUUCCGCUCGGCCCGGAGCGUCGUCCUCGUCUUCUCCGUGAGGGAGAGCGGGAAAUUCCAAGGUUUCGCCCGCUUGGCGUCGGAGUCUCAUCACGGGGGAUCGCCCAUCCACUGGGUUCUUCCCGCUGGCAUGAACGCCAAGAUGCUGGGCGGAGUCUUCAAGAUAGACUGGCUGUGCAGGAGAGAACUUCCCUUCACCAAAACCGCUCACCUGACCAACCCCUGGAACGAACACAAGCCCGUUAAAAUCGGACGUGACGGACAGGAAAUCCAACCUGAAGUUGGCGCUCAGCUCUGCGCCCUGUUCCCAUUGGACGAGAGCGUGGACGUCCACCAAGUGGCUCGAUGCGUCCGCCACAAGCGCCGGACGCCGUCGGAGCCGCGCCCCCGGGGCCGACCGCCGCAACGCGAGCCGGGAAGGCGUCGCCCUGAAGAGUACGACCUUCACGGCAGGAAACGACCUCGAGCCGACGGCCCGCCGGACUUCAGCCAGCGAGCAGGGUUCAUCCAGGACCUUCGCAACCAGCCGGUGGACAGACGUUUCUCCAGCGUCAGACGAGACGUUUUCCUCAACGGGUCCUACAAUGACUACAUGAGGGACUACCAUCACAGCGUCGGCCCCCCGGCUCCCUGGCAGACUCUGGCAACUUACCCCGGCGUGGAGCCGCCACCCCCCCACCAUCCGCCCUACUACCACCACAACCACCCCCCACCCCCGCCUCACCAAGCCUACCACCACCACCACCACCCCCCUUUGCCGCCGCACGAAGCUCCGCCCCCUCGUUUUAGAGACAAGCAGCGGGCGCCGCAGCACCGCGCCUUCACCUCCAGCCCUCACGACUACGACAUGCGCGUGGACGACUUCCUGCGGAGGACGCAGGCGGUGGUGAGCGGUCGGCGGGAGCGCGAGCGCCAGCGGGAACGCGAGCGCGGAGGCCCCCGCCGCGAGAGAGAGCGCGAGCGGGGGAGGGACCGAGAACGAGAGCGGGAGAGGGACAAGGAGAGGGGACGGUAUCGCAGGUGAUCUCAUGAUGUUAUGUCCUGUUGGCCUGCAGGGGCUUUUAUUUUGAAAGUCAUGUAUUUUUUUUGCUGGUUUCCUGUUUUAUGUUGUUGACGGUUACGAAUAAAAACGAGCUAAGUGAUGACAUCAUCUGCAUCAUGACUUUUUAUCAGAAUAAAAUACUGAAGAAAAAAAACAGUCCAAAUAUUUAUUUUGAUGAUCUCAUGUAACAACGGAGGUGACAUCACAGCGUGCAAGUUCUUUCUAUUUCGUUUUUAUUCGAGAGGUUCUCAACAUGAGGGUCGAGGCCUUUUGAGGUGUCCGAUGAGUCGCAGGAUGACAAACAGGAAACAUGAACAUUUAUUCCAAUUUCUUUCUAUAAUUAUUUUAUUGUGAAAAGUUUAAACUUUUUUAUGAAAAAUAUCUUCAAGUGAAAUGUGAAUUUAAAGCCGAAGAAAAGUUUGACCUCCUAGAUUUUCCUCUUUUUAUAGAUUCCCAUUUGUGGUCUUUUUUUUGUUUAAUGUUAUUUGUCACAGCUUAUUUAUUUUCAGGUGUGUUUUACUUCCUGAACCGUGACUCUUACUCAUCAGUAUGAAGUGAAUCUUCAAGAAUUCUAUCACAGAAGCGCCGCGUUUCUUUUUACUCGCUUCCUGUGAAUUAAAAGUAAUAGUUGCUUAUUUUCUCUCUGGUUUGUCGUCAACAUGGUAACUGAACGUCCUGCUAGUUUUAUUUUGUAUUGAUCAGCAGAAGUUGAAAUGAAUCUGUUUUUAAAGUGUUAAAGUGGAGAAAUGUUGAAGAUUAAAUCAUUUUGCUUCUGAACUUAA